GGGAUAUAUUAUCCCGGCCUAUUACUGUUCAGGAGCCCAAGACAUUAUCCAGUAUGGAGCCCGAGCAGCUAGGCCCAUUUCGGCCCAUCCGGCCCACUUUGACCACCAGGCCCACUUCGGCCCAUGCGGCCCAUUAGGGUGGAGAGCCUCCCCUUCCCCUCCCCUAUAAAUACGGAGCUUAGCCUCCAUGUAAAGGACCUUUUUCCUCCUUCUUCAUGCUUCUUCUUCUCUAGAUUAGAUAAUACUCCAUUAAUGGGAGCUUCAAGCUUGUAUAAUGUAAUGGUGAGGAGAGCCUAAUGAGAAUUGAGAGGGCUUGGACAUUAGCCUAAAAAGUCCCGUGGUUUUCUCCCUUUCGGGUUUCCACGUAAAAACUGAGUUGUUCAUACACAUUUAUACAUAUAUUUACUAUAUCGUGUUGGAUUAAACUCAACACUGGCGCCGUCUGUGGGAAUCUGUCCAAAAAGAUUCAUGUGUUUCUACUGUUCUUGAGUUUAUACACAAAAAUUGAUACCAGUAGGACUGAUUUCAACAAAAAAGGAGAAAAAGAUAUCCUGGAAAGAAGAAUUCUGAGGAGUUCUAGAUCAGAGAAGAAGAGGAAUUCCGGUGCAAAGCUCUGUUGGUCGGGGAAGGCAACUGUGGACGGGGAUCGGUCCGGUGGACCAGCGACCUGAGGAAACCAGUUUCGGGCUCUCCUAGCUGCUCGUCAUCUACAGCGUGACUGGGCGACGGUCGCAGGUUCGCGCCUCGCUCCUGUUCGCCGGAGCAACUCCGCCGCCAGAGCAUCACCACGCCGCCGUCACCAUCCCCGACCGCCGUGGACCCUCCACUGUGUUCACCUGCAGCCAACGAAGCCGCUGCAGCACUCCAGAUCCCGCAACACCUGCAACACAGUUGCUCACCAACCGCAGGCCACUCCACCACCUGCUCUGAGGCCGUGAGAGCCUCCACCACCCUGCCGACGUGACUCGAGGUACCUCCCGGCUGGGAGUUCUGGGAUUCCGGCCGUUAACAGUGGUGUAUAGCUCACGGAAGGUACUAGAGACUAGCUGCUCGGGCUGUCCUUGCUCUGCCGCGACCACCAUCUCUACCGACAGAAAGUGGUCGGCAAGUACGAACUGCGUCCGGAUUGGUAGGAGGGUGCUCCACCUGCCUUGUCUAAAUGAUAUGCUCCGUAUACAAUGCCUUGGUCUAAGGCAGACCACGUCCGCAAGUCUAAGGCCUAGCAAUGGGGGACCAACUUUAUGGGAGGAGCUUUGACCAAGUCAAGACGGGGGAAGAUACUCAAGUAGCUCAUUUUUCACUACUACAUGGCAUCACAUGGCCGAACCUCCAUAAAGCUAAGUACCCAUCCAUUAAGUUGGUACAUUAUUUAUUGAUAGUAUAGAGUAAUUUUCUUGCUCCUAGUAUUUUUAUCACCAUUAUUUAUUAGGGAUUAAAAUUCCCGAAAUUAAAUAAUGAGAGCGAUGCUCUACGUGAUAAUUAGUUUCACCGUCAUUUAAAUUUAAUGACUGGUUGUUGUGAGCCUGUGGGCCCACUCCUGAUCGGCUUUAAUUAGCGGGCGGAGCAUACCGGAAUGGCCUUUGAUAGGAUAACAUCAUUGCUAUUACCUGUUAUAUCACUAUUAUUUAUUAGGGAUAAAAUGUCCCGAAUUAAAUAAUGUGGAGCGAAGCUCUAGUGAUGGUUGGUUCAGCCAACAUUUUAUUGAAUAUUUAAUUUCUUGUGGGCCCGUUAGCCCACUCUCGAUCAGCUUGAUUAAGCGAUCCGAGCGUCUCCAGUAGGGCGAUGCCCCGACGACGCAUUUUAAUUUGAGGGUUGUACGUUGGUCCGCACGGCACUACGUGCCCGAUCGGCGAUCGUACCCCAAUAUCAUCUACGCCAUUAGGCGCGAAGUGACUUUUGCCAGACGCGGCCUGUGGGGCCCCGAGGGCACCAAAGCGCUCGGCCUCGUGUUUCCGAGGGCGGUGCGACCAACUUGGGUCUGAGUUUGAAAACUCACGGACCGUUGAAUAUCUCUAUGUGACGUUCGGCGGGCUGCUGAUUGGCCCCGCCGCGAGCUGCUACGUCCAUUAACCACGCACGAUGAGCCGGGCCGAGGGUCACGAUGACCCAUAGGCCGGUAAUCGUGGAUGUUAAAGAGAAAGCCAUGCAGAUGGUUAUGUGUGUAUACAUAUUGUCGGGCCGUGCGGCCCGUUACCAUGCUUAUUGCGCAGCUGAAGCCGCUCGACGUGAUCGAGCGAAAUGAUUAGAAGACGCUCGGCCCGAGUCUUGAGGACAUGCAGGGCCGGCUAAAGAGGAGACCAUCACGGCUGAGGACCGUGAGACGAGCAUCUCCACCUAGAGGCCGAGGGCUUAGAGGAGACCACCACGGUUGAGAACCGUGGGACGAGCAUCUCCACCCCAGAGACCGAUGGGCUAGGAAGAACACCCAGAGGUCGAGGGCCUAGAGGAGACCACCACGGUUGAGAACCGUUGGACGGGCAUCUCCACCCUAGAGACCGAUGGGCUAGGAAGAACACCCAGAGGUCGAGGGCCUAGAAGAGACCACCACGGUUGAGAACCGUUGGACGAGCAUCUCCACCCCAGAGACCGAUGGCCUAGGAAGAACACCUAGAGGCCGAGGGUCUAGAGUGGACUACCACGGCGGAGGACCGUGAGGCGAUCAUCCAUCACUCAGAGGCCGAGGGCCUAGAGGAGACCAUCACGGCCGAGGGCCGUGAGACCAUCCUGAUUUUCAAGCCGGCCUCUCACCACCGACAUCAUCAUACCACGACCGGCCUCCCGGCUCGGCGUGCUUUCCAUAUUCGAAGACCGGCCUCGUCCCCGCACUGCGCGGACGAGGACCGUUGCUUGAUUUCAGGUCGGCCUCUCAUUGCCGACAUCAUUAUAUCACGACCGGCCUCUCAGCACGGCGUGAUUAUCUUAUUUGAAGACCGGCCUCGUCCCCGCACUGCACGGACGAGGACCGUUGCUUGAUUUCAGGUCGGCCUCUCAUUGCCGACAUCAUUAUAUCACGACCGGCCUCUCAGCACGGCGUGAUUAUCUUAUUUGAAGACCGGCCUCGUCCCCGCACUGCACGGACGAGGACCGUUGCUUGAUUUCAGGUCGGCCUCUCAUUGCCGACACCGUCGUACCACGACCGGCCUCUCGGCUUGGCGUGCCUAUCUUUUGAAGACCGGCCUCGUCCCCGCACUGCGCCGAUGAGAGCCGUUGCUGGAUUGCAGGUCGACCCUCAUUGCCGACACUGCCACAUCAUGUUCGGCCUCUCAUCGCCGACAUCAUUAUAUCACAACCGGCCUCUCGGACCGGCGUGAUUACCAUAUUCGAAGACCGGCCUCGUCCCCGCCACCUCGCGGACGAGGACCGUUGCUUGACCAUAUCUUGAUCGGCAUCUCAUUGCCGACAGUAUCAUACCACGACCGGCCCCUCGGCUCGGCGUGUUCAUAUUUGAAGACCGGCCUCGUCCCCGCACUGCGCGGAUGAGGACCGUUGCUUGUUUCUCAGAUCGGCCUCUCAUUGCCGAUAUCGUCAUACCACGACCGGCCUCUCGGCUCGGCGUGCUUAUCUUCUGAAGACCGGCCUCGUCCCCGCCCUCGCGGACGAGGGCCGUUGCUUGAUUUUCUCAGAUCGGCCGCUCAUUGCCGACACCAUUAUACCACGACCGGCCUCUCGGCUCGGCGUGCUUAUCUCUUGAAGACCGGCCUCGUCCCCGCCACCCCGCGGACAAGGACCGUUGUUUGAUUCUUUCGGGUCGGCCUCUCACUGCCGACACUGUCAUGUUAUGUUCGGCCUCUCAGCACGACAUAUUUAUCUUUUGAAGACCGGUUUCAUCCCCGCGCUGCGUUGGAUGAGAGCCGUUGCUCGGAUAUAUCGGCCUGACUGGACACUAUUGCCAUCUCCGUUAUCAGGACCGACUGCUCAGCGACAUUAUGAUCAUUGUAUAUCGGCUCCCAAUGCCGACCUUCUUGAGUUAGCGAUCGGGCUCACCCCUCCCUUCAGGAGGGUGACCAUCGCCUUCGCAUGACGACCAGCGUCUCCAUCGCCUCGUCAUUAUAUUCGUUCGCUAUGCCACCACUAUUAUGUGUGACAUCCCGUGAUCCCUGCGAGUUUCUUGGAUACCGCAUGUCUUCUUCGAUGUAGGAAGAUCGGUAGGACCACAGACCAGGGACGGACUAAGAAGAGCUAGGGAAUCUCGAUGCAGAUAAACCUGUUCCUCCUUGUGAUGUCUGCGGAUACCUGAACGUCUCCUCGAAGUAGGGACGCCGGUAGGACCAAGGACCAAGGACGAACGAAGCACCAGGGAAUCUCGAUGCAGAUAAACCUGUUCCUCCUUGUGAUGUCUGCGGAUACCGAACGUCUCCUCGAAGUAGGGACGCCGGUAGGACCAAGGACCAAGGACGAACGAAGACCAUAGAUUACCUCCCUCAAAAAAAAAAAAAAAAAAAAAAAAAAAAAAAAAAAAAAAGGGAGAAGAGGAGGGUAGCUCCUAUGCGGAAGGGAAUCUUGCCCGGGUGUGCCAGAUCUUCCCCCACCGCCGAAGACGAACGCCUCUCGAUGUAGAGGUUAGUAGAGACGUGGAGGGGGCUAGACGAACCAAGGGAGCCUGCCAAGAUAAACCUGUUUAUCCCACAAAUGACCAUGGAUCGAUGGACGUGGGAUAACAAAGACGGGAACCCGUGAGGGUAAACCAGUUCGUCCCUGCGAGUUCCUUGGGUACCGAACGUCUUCUUCGAUGCAAGAGACGCCGGUAAGACUAAAAGGACCAGGGACGAACGAAAAAGGGAGGGAAUCUCGAUGUAGAUAUACCUGUUCCUCAUUGCGAUGUUCGCGGAUACCAAACGUAUCUUCGAUGUAAGAACGCCGGUAGGACCAAGGACCAAUGACGAACGAAGACUAAAAGACUCCAAAAAAAAAAAAAAAAAAAAAAAAAAAAAAAAAGAUGCCAGAAGAGCACGGAGCAAAGAAUGAUUUUUAUCCCUCGGCGAUAUUGGCCGGGAAGUACAAACUGAAAAACAUAUGUAAAGAAUAAUUACAAAACUUGAGUACGAAGAAUGAAGUGGCCGACGACGAUCGGCUAACAUCAGGUUUUCUUUUGCCUCGAACGACGAUUAGCCCCCCAGAUCAGGUAGAAGGGACAUCGCCCAGAUUUAUUUCAGGCUCACCAUUCCUUCCCGGAUGGAGUCCUGGCAGACGAUCGGCUUCUCACAGCCAAACAGGAGAGAGACUUGACACAUCACCAGCACGGCCGAGGGCCGUGGGACGAUUACCACUCACCGACAGGCCGAGGGCCAUGAGAUGAUCAUCACUAUUUUUCUGUAUCACGAUCGGCGCCCCAGCGCCAUCGUGUCCAGACUCACGGUUCGUCUCGCCCAUUCCCUUCCAGGAUGGCGACGACCGUCUUAUGCAGUACGAUCGGCCCCUCAGCGCCACCGUACCUGGCUUCACGGUUCGGCUCGCCCAUUCCCUCCAGGAUGGCGACGACCGUCUUAUGUAGCACGAUCGGCUUCUCAGCGCCAUCGUGUCUCUUUCACGUUCGGAUCGCCCCAUUCCCUCCAGGAUGGCGACGAACGUCUUAUGCAGUACGAUCGGCCCCUCAGCGCCAUCGUACCUGGCUUCACGGUUCGGCUCGCCCAUUCCCUCCAGGACGGCGACGACCGUCUAAUGUAGCACGACCGGCUUCUCAGCGCCAUCGUGUCUCUUUCACGUUCGGAUCGCCCCAUUCCCUCCAGGAUGGCGACGAACGUCUUAUGCAGUACGAUCGGCCCCUCAGCGCCAUCGUGCCUGGCUUCACGGUUCGGCUCGCCCAUUCCCUCCAGGAUGGCGACGACCGUCUUAUGUAGCACGAUCGGCUUCUCAGCGCCAUCGUGUCUCUUUCACGUUCGGAUCGCCCCAUUCCCUCCAGGAUGGCGACGAACGUCUUAUGCAGUACGAUCGGCCCCUCAGCGCCAUCGUACCUGGCUUCACGGUUCGGCUCGCCCAUUCCCUCCAGGAUGGCGACGACCGUCUUAUGUAGCACGAUCGGCUUCUCAGCGCCAUCGUGUCUCUUUCACGUUCGGAUCGCCCCAUUCCCUCCAGGAUGGCGACGAACGUCUUAUGUAGUACGAUCGGCCCCUCAGCGCCAUCGUACCUGGCUUCACGGUUCGGCUCGCCCAUUCCCUCCAGGAUGGCGACGACCGUCUUAUGUAGCACGAUCGGCUUCUCAGCGCCAUCGUGUCUCUUUCACGUUCGGAUCGCCCCAUUCCCUCCAGGAUGGCGACGAACGUCUUAUGCAGUACGAUCGGCCCCUCAGCGCCAUCGUACCUGGCUUCACGGUUCGGCUCGCCCAUUCCCUCCAGGAUGGCGACGACCGUCUUAUGUAGCACGAUCGGCUUCUCAGCGCCAUCGUGUCUCUUUCACGUUCGGAUCGCCCCAUUCCCUCCAGGAUGGCGACGAACGUCUUAUGCAGUACGAUCGACCCCUCAGCGCCAUCGUACCUGGCUUCACGGUUCGGCUCGCCCAUUCCCUCCAGGAUGGCGACGACCGUCUUAUGUAGCACGAUCGGCUUCUCAGCGCCAUCGUGUCUCUUUCACGUUCGGAUCGCCCCAUUCCCUCCAGGAUGGCGACGAACGUCUUAUGCAGUACGAUCGGCCCCUCAGCGCCAUCGUACCUGGCUUCACGGUUCGGCUCGCCCAUUCCCUCCAGGAUGGCGACGACCGUCUUAUGUAGCACGAUCGGCUUCUCAGCGCCAUCGUGUCUCUUUCACGUUCGGAUCGCCCCAUCCCCUUUCAGGAUGGCGACGAACGUCUCUUAUGCAGCACGAUCAGUGCCCCAGCGCCAUCGUGUCUGGCUCACGUUAGGGUCGCCCAUCCCUUUCAGGAUGGCGACGAACGUCUCUUAUGCAGCACGCUCAGCGCCCCAGCGCCAUCGUGUCUGGCUCACGUUAGGGUCGCCCAUCCCUUUCAGGAUGGCGACGAACGUCUCUUAUGCAGCACGAUCAGUGCCCCAGCGCCAUCGUGUCUGGCUCACGUUAGGGUCGCCCAUCCCUUUCAGGAUGGCGACGAACGUCUCUUAUGCAGCACGAUCAGUGCCCCAGCGCCAUCGUGUCUGGCUCACGUUAGGGUCGCCCAUCCCUUUCAGGAUGGCGACGAACGUCUCUUAUGCAGCACGAUCAGUGCCCCAGCGCCAUCGUGUCUGGCUCACGUUAGGGUCGCCCAUCCCUUUCAGGAUGGCGACGAACGUCUCUUAUGCAGCACGAUCAGCGCCCCAGCGCCAUCGUGUCUGGCUCACGUUAGGGUCGCCCAUCCCUUUCAGGAUGGCGACGAACGUCUCUUAUGCAGCACGAUCAGCGCCCCAGCGCCAUCGUGUCUGGCUCACGUUAGGGUCGCCCAUCCCUUUCAGGAUGGCGACGAACGUCUCUUAUGCAGCACGAUCAGCGCCCCAGCGCCAUCGUGUCUGGCUCACGUUAGGGUCGCCCAUCCCUUCCAGGAUGGCGACGAACGUCUCUUAUGCAGCACAUCUGCCUCUCGGCGCUGACAUGCCCGGUUUAUCGAUGAGAGCCACCGCUUUCUAUCACAUCUCACAUUCCUUCUCUCAUACAUUGCACCCAUACAUUACAUUACAUGCAUUCAUGCAUUCAUGCAUCAUACCUCAUACAUUCAUACAUACACACGUGCAUCAUGUUUUGACAGUACCGCGACAUCGGUUUAUAGAUGCAUGGACUUCUAAGCUUCUCCGAUUGGAAAGCUCGAGUCAGAGUGCUUUACUCCCGCCUGAUGCAUUCAGGCGGAGUGUGCCCGUGGAGGAGCACCCUUCGCCCGACCCUGUCGGGAAGGGGGGUGCCUCACCGGCAGAUUACAUUCAGGAGUGCAGACACCCACUCGUAUAUUAUGAUUAUUCGAAGACGCAAUUUCCAGCAAGACAGAGGAAGAGCGCAGGCAAGAGUAUACUUUCUCGAGCAGAUUCGCACGCUCACUACUCAAGAAACUGGGGGACUUGUGUUGGGAUAUAUUAUCCCGGCCUAUUACUGUUCAGGAGCCCAAGACAUUAUCCAGUAUGGAGCCCGAGCAGCUAGGCCCAUUUCGGCCCAUCCGGCCCACUUUGACCACCAGGCCCACUUCGGCCCAUGCGGCCCAUUAGGGUGGAGAGCCUCCCCUUCCCCUCCCCUAUAAAUACGGAGCUUAGCCUCCAUGUAAAGGACCUUUUUCCUCCUUCUUCAUGCUUCUUCUUCUCUAGAUUAGAUAAUACUCCAUUAAUGGGAGCUUCAAGCUUGUAUAAUGUAAUGGUGAGGAGAGCCUAAUGAGAAUUGAGAGGGCUUGGACAUUAGCCUAAAAAGUCCCGUGGUUUUCUCCCUUUCGGGUUUCCACGUAAAAACUGAGUUGUUCAUACACAUUUAUACAUAUAUUUACUAUAUCGUGUUGGAUUAAACUCAACAAAUUGUUUCAUACCUUAUUUGGUAAAGUUUGCGUGACCCAAAAUCAUUCUUAUUUUAUCAAUUAAUAUCAACCACACAAACACACUUUUCUUAAAACUCGUGUCACCCUCUUCCGGGACAUUUAAAAGAGGAUGGAGGGAGUAUGUCAAUACACCUAAAAGAUCUUUUUUUUUUUUGUAAACAACUUUUUUACUUUGAUCAUUAUUAUGUAAUUAUUCAAUAACUUACCAAUGCAAAUAGUAUUUAUUUGUAUUAUUACAAUUAUAUAAUAGUAUAGACUAUUAAAAUAUAUAAGGGUGGGAAACAAUUAGCUUUAAUAUAAAAUCGAC
Molecule: messenger RNA, 8736 nt
Organism: Cuscuta epithymum
Lineage: Eukaryota; Viridiplantae; Streptophyta; Magnoliopsida; Solanales; Convolvulaceae
Source: the annotation of a GenBank genome assembly